Molecule: messenger RNA, 513 nt
Organism: Juglans regia (Persian walnut)
Lineage: Eukaryota; Viridiplantae; Streptophyta; Magnoliopsida; Fagales; Juglandaceae
Exons: 2
Coding region: 36-428 (130 amino acids)
Source: RefSeq, a predicted model, not a curated record
UGGAAAUUAUGGUGCUUCUCAGGUGAAUUGCCCUCAUGGUGGGCAGGUUGCCUAUGGUGGUGGAUAUGCCAAUGCCCAGGCCCGAACCCAACAACAGUAAUCAUUUGGCUAGGGAUCCAACUGAAUCUUCAUCUUUGUUUCUUUACUAUGAGAGGGUCAGAAUUUUUUUCCGUGCAAAGCAGCAGAGGGAGCGGCGCAGUUGGAUGUCAACCCGCUUUGGGACUGGAGAGAUGCACGAGGUCAAAAGUGGAGUGAAGGGUCCACUCAUGGCUGAACACAAGCAUCGUUGUGGGUGCAGGGGGGGAGUGUUCAGCAUGGAUGGAAUUUCAGGGUUCAGUUUGAAAUUACAAAUUUACCUGGGACAGGUCAUUCUCCAGCCUGGCCAUGGCACUGUCAAGUUUUGCAGAUUCCAGGGAGUUCAAGUGUGAAAACUUCUCAUUACAUACGUGAACUAAAGUAAAUGUAUUCACCUCGGAAACCAUUAAUUUUAUUUAGUCUCGGUCGGGAUAAAAG